AUGUCGAAAAUUGCAAUCAUUGCCGGCGCAGGACCCGGAACGGGCGCCGCUAUCGCUCGCCGCUUUGCUCAAGUUUACCCUGUGAUCCUUCUUUCUCGAUCGGAACACACGUUGAAUCCUCUGGUCAAGGACAUCAAGCACAAUGGCGGUUCUGCCGUCGGAAUUCCCACAGAUGUCGCAAGUAUUCCAAGCAUGGACUCUACGUUGGAACAAAUCAAGUCCAAUUUCGGUCCUGACCUUACGAUUGCAGCGGCAAUCUUCAAUGUCGCGAGCAAAUUCUCGAUGAAACCAUUUCUAGAACAAAGCCCCGAACAAUUCUUUGGGAGCAUAGAACCGGCCGUUAUGGGUGCAUUCAACUUUGCCCAGGCCACAUUACCGUUCAUGUUACAUGGAAAUAAGGACCGGUAUUCACCGACCCUCAUCUUCACCGGUGCUACAGCUGCACUCAAAGGUAGCUCUGGGCUUUCCGCGUUCGCCGCCAGCAAGUUUGGAACCCGCGCCAUGGCGCAGUCUCUGGCGCGUGAAUUCGGACCCAAGGGUGUUCAUGUCUCCCAUGCGAUUAUUGACGGGAUCAUCAACACAGAGAUGACUAAAGGCUUCGGCCAGGAUAUUCCAGAUGCAAAGAUCGAGCCACAGGGAAUUGCGGAUACUUACUGGCACUUGCACACCCAGCCCCGAAGUGCAUUUACUCAUGAGAUUGAUAUCAGACCUUACUCAGAGAAAUGGUGA
Penicillium antarcticum is the source of this 729-nucleotide messenger RNA. RefSeq lists its product as uncharacterized. Lineage: Eukaryota; Fungi; Ascomycota; Eurotiomycetes; Eurotiales; Aspergillaceae. The record is from RefSeq and is a predicted model, not a curated record. The transcript has 3 exons. The coding region runs from base 1 to 729 and encodes 242 amino acids.